This is a messenger RNA of Rhodamnia argentea, 578 nucleotides long. Its product is annotated as putative zinc finger A20 and AN1 domain-containing stress-associated protein 8. Gene Ontology annotation, molecular function: zinc ion binding; DNA binding. The coding region runs from base 21 to 476 and encodes 151 amino acids. The transcript has a single exon. NCBI's taxonomy places the organism in Eukaryota, Viridiplantae, Streptophyta, Magnoliopsida, Myrtales, Myrtaceae. The record is from RefSeq and is a predicted model, not a curated record.
CACAGUCACACACAUCGAGCAUGGGAACGGACAGAGAUUUCGGUGCAGAACCGUCGUUUUGCGCGGCGGGUUGCGGUUUCUAUGGAGUCCGAGAGCAGCACGAUCUCUGCUCCAAGUGCUACGCCACUUUCCUCAGAGACCAAGUCGCGAAAUCAGCCGCCGAGGCGCCCACAGGACAAGCAUCGAACUCGGCUUCCGAGGUUGCCGUUUCUUUGGAUGAUCUGACCGCUUUAGUGAGCGAUCUGACUAUCGACGGUUCGACCCCAAGAACGAUCAAGAAGCAGAAUAGGUGCUCCGCGUGCAACAAGCGUGUCGGUUUACUAGGGUUCGAGUGCCGCUGCGGCGACGUGUUCUGCGGGGCACAUCGGUAUCCAGAAGAACACGACUGCAAUGUCGAUUUCAAGGUGGCCGCGAGGAGGAGAAUUGCCGAGGAGGAUCCUCUUUGCAAGGCCGAUAAGAUGGGUUUUAGUAUUUGAUAUUCAUAAGUUGUUGUUUCUUUCUCUUUAUUUCCCUUAAUUUUUAGGAACUCUUUUGUUGGAUCAGAAAGUUGUGUCCUGAGAAUUCUUGUUCUUUAACAA